This is a messenger RNA of Nannospalax galili (Upper Galilee mountains blind mole rat), 378 nucleotides long. RefSeq names its product DPEP2 neighbor (gene Dpep2nb). The record is from RefSeq and is a predicted model, not a curated record. Bases 1 to 378 code for a protein of 125 amino acids. Lineage: Eukaryota; Metazoa; Chordata; Mammalia; Rodentia; Spalacidae. The transcript has 2 exons.
AUGACGGAUCGAAUCUUCUACAUUAACUCUAACUUGUCCUCUGUCCCUUGUGAAAGCAGUUAUUCAGCACUAGCACCUCCCACGGCUCCUUCUCCCCUUGGAUACUACCAUGUCCUCUACAAAGGUCAUACACAAGCCCAGAUGUCCUGGCAUGGGGAGACAUAUUGCUUGGUUGGAGGCUACCGAGUCUAUGGGGAUGCUCCCCUUGACACCCCUGCAAAGGCGAGAGAAGAGAAGCCAAUGCCCAGGCAAGCUUCCAAGAGAUGUCGAAUUCAGAAAGAGUCAGACCAAGAUCUAGGAUGUUCUAGUGCAAAGAUUCCUUGCCUGAAACUGAAGCACAGUGGCAAGAUGAUGUCCCCACAGAAGCAGUUUGCUUGA